GGGAGGUUACUGAUAUAAUUGAGGUCAAAUCUGCAGUCUCCAUCAACAUUUCUUAAAUUUGUGAACUUUCUUCUUUAACAAAAGAAAAUUGAAAAUAUAAAUAAAGGGGAGCUCAACUUUACUGAGAGCUCAGCUCAGAGAUAAGCUUGUUGGGGAUAUUUUUUAAGCAACACAGAGAGGCAAGAGAAGGAGAAGAAGAAAGAAAGAAGGAAAGAAAGAAAGAGAAAGAAAGAAAGAAAGAAAAGUCCUUCCUUUAUGAGAAGAUUUGAAAAUCAAAGGGUUAUAUUGAAAACCAAGAAGUGAAGGGGAAGGGGUUUUAGUUUAUAUAUGAAGAGGAAGAGAGAAGUGGAAAAGGAAUCUGAAAUGAGGGCUGCAACAGCAGAGCUUUCAGUGUUGGCUAAGUUUAAACCUGUUGAUUAUGCUGCUUCUGACAUACCCACCAACCAAUUUCUUUCUAUUUGCAAUUUGAUCCUUCAAUUUCUUGAUAAGGUAGGACCAACAAUGACUGUUCUAAGACAAGACAUAUAUCAGAACAUUCAGAGGUUGGAGACCAUGUAUGAGUCUGAUCCUUCCAUGUAUUCCAAUAUGGUAGAAAUUCUGAAGAAAGAGACAAAUGAAGGUAAUGCAAGAAAGCUUACCAGCUGUAGCAGAGCCUUUCUUUGGUUGACAAGGUCCCUGGAUUUUACAGUGUCCUUAUUACAAAAGUCAAAAGAAGAACCUAGGCUGAGCAUGGAGCAAGCAGUAGAGGAUGCUUACAACCUUACUCUAAAGCCAUGGCAUGGAUGGAUUUCAUCUGCUGCUUUCAAAAUAGCUCUGAAACUUGUGCCAGAUAGUGAAACCUUUGCUAAUCUCCUAAUGGCCAAAGACGAAAAAAGUGACACCCUUGUGGAGGAAAUAGACUCCUUCGUUUCCCAGCUCUCGCCUUUCCUAGAAGAUAUCCAUAAUAUUCUGGUAAACACAAGUAUUACUUUCAGCAUUAGAACCACUUCAAUGACAGUUUACCUGCUGAGCUGUUCAUGUUUUUUUUUUUUUCCCAGACACUGUACAGGUUAGAUCGCUUAAAGUCUGCAUAAAGAAAGGCCAAUAGACAAAAGAAGAAUAGCUUCCCAAGUUUUGAGUUCUCUUUGUUACAUUUACAUUUUCUUAUGUACAGAAAACAUAUAAAUACAACUGCCAUAGGUACCACAGGAAAGUUUCCUUCUUUUCCAUCUAAACUUCCUGCAGGUAUUUUAGGCAUACACUUCUGGAUCUUUCUGUUUCAUACCGAUGUAACAGUUAGGCUUGUAAUGUAACUAGUAGAAUUACUAGGCCACACCUCGAGUUGUAAUCUUUAACUGCAUAAUAUAUGGUGUUUUCUGUUUAGCCAAUGUCAACAAAACAAUUAUCUUGAUCUGAAUGAUACAGAAAGUGGUUACUGAAUUCUUUCCAAAAAAUGCAGUUUGUAAUCUUUGUUUCUAAGCAAAAUUGUAUGACAAAAUUAACUGCAUUAGUUCAGAUCUCUCCUUAGUUAUCAAAGAAGCCUCAUUCUAAAUCACUCCAUCUAUAAGCAGUGUCAUUUGACCUAAAAAAAAA
Benincasa hispida (wax gourd) is the source of this 1572-nucleotide messenger RNA. NCBI's taxonomy places the organism in Eukaryota, Viridiplantae, Streptophyta, Magnoliopsida, Cucurbitales, Cucurbitaceae. The record is from RefSeq and is a predicted model, not a curated record.